AUGGAAGACAUUCAGCUCAAUCACAGCCAUGAAGAUGAUGACACGAAGGGAGUGGUCGUUGCCAAGGGUGUGGCCAUGGCUGUCCUGUUCUGUGCGUCCAUGGUCUGUGGGCUGCUACCCUUAUUCCUCGCGAAACGGUUCCGAUGGAUAUCCCCCAAUGAAGCUGGGAACCUAAAGUCCUCGAAUCGAGUAGUUUCGUCUUUACUUUCUUUCGGCGGUGGUGUUCUGUUAUCAACUACGUUUCUGCAUCUUUUGCCCGAGGUGGACCACAAUAUUGAACAUCUUGUCGAGGAAGGGCACAUGCGACAGUUUGACUUCUCUCUAGCUGCUCUGCUCAUGUGCUGUGGCUUUUUCAUUAUGUACCUUGUAGAAGAGGUUGUACAUAUGUACAUCCAUCACAGGGAAAAGAGUAACGGUUCAGUGGCACCCUUAGUUCGGAACCUGAGUGUGAGGAAGAGCCGUAACGGUACAGAGGAGAAUGGAGUCCAGAGCGUCACCAAUUCUACAUCAGACCUUAUCGAUCCAGCUUCGAUUACCAGGCCGAAGGACGUAGAAGUGAAUGGACACAGCCAUGCGCAUGGGCACACGCAUAUGCCUGUCCAUAAUGUCGACAGCGUUACCGCGGCCUUGCGUGGUCUUCUUAUUGUCCUGGCGUUAUCUAUUCACGAGCUGUUUGAGGGACUUGCCGUUGGUCUAGAAUCUAGCACCUCUAAUGUGUGGUACAUGUUGGGAGCAGUGUCUGCACACAAAUUGGUUAUUGCCUUUUGCAUUGGUGUAGAAUUGAUAGCUACACGUACAAAAAUGUACUUAGCAAUCAUUUAUAUAUCUACUUUUGCUCUUGUAUCACCGCUCGGUAUUGGCAUCGGAAUAUUACUUGUCGGCGGUGAAGGAGCCACUGCAGCUGGUUCUUACUCCGUCAUCCUCCAAGGUCUGGCAUCUGGUACACUGCUUUACGUCAUCUUCUUUGAAAUCUGGAAGAGCGACAGAUCCGGUAUUUUGCAGUACUUCGCUGCUUUAGUAGGAUUCGGUCUUAUGUUCGGACUACAGCUAUUAACACCACAUUCCCACUCCCACGGUCACACUCAUGGUGACGGGGACCAUGGACACUCGCAUGACAAUUCCACAGGACACGAACACAGUCAUGAUCACGGUCACUCUCAUGACUAA
Messenger RNA from Leptosia nina, 1167 nucleotides. Lineage: Eukaryota; Metazoa; Arthropoda; Insecta; Lepidoptera; Pieridae. The record is from the annotation of a GenBank genome assembly.